This is a messenger RNA of Zeugodacus cucurbitae (melon fly), 1458 nucleotides long. RefSeq names its product ras-related protein Rab-39B (gene Rab39). Gene Ontology annotation, biological process: Rab protein signal transduction. The coding region runs from base 371 to 1027 and encodes 218 amino acids. NCBI's taxonomy places the organism in Eukaryota, Metazoa, Arthropoda, Insecta, Diptera, Tephritidae. The transcript is spliced from 3 exons. Gene Ontology annotation, cellular component: Golgi membrane. Gene Ontology annotation, molecular function: GTPase activity; GTP binding. The record is from RefSeq and is a predicted model, not a curated record.
AAUCAAAAACAAUAGUCAAUUUCUUCUAAUAUUAUAAACAAAGUUCAAGUUUACAACACAAAAAGCAAGUGGACAAACGAGAGCAAAUACGUCGUAAUAAUACUUUGUAGACAUUGUCACUAAAUUUUAUUAUUCAAUUGAAAUUAAUUACUCUACAAUCUUACCAAUAGUGAACCAAAUCAAUAUAAAGGAACAACUAUAUACAUUUUAAACUUUUAGCAACUUUGUUGAAAAUAGUAUUGGUGUUAAUAAUUGUUUAAUCACAUUCGUAUUAGUAAAACUUCACAAUAAACGGAAUUUGGAGGAAGUGACUAACAAAAGUAUAUAUCUGUCUUCUGAAUAAAGUUCUUUAUUAGAUACAACUUGCAGAAUGGUUGAACCUAUUUUUGAUUACCAAUUUCGACUGAUUCUAAUUGGCGAUAGUACAGUGGGCAAGAGUUCGUUGCUCAAAUUCUUUACAGAUGGAAAAUUCGCGGAGCUAUCUGACCCAACUGUUGGCGUAGACUUUUUUGCCCGCUUGAUGGAAAUGAAGGAUGGAACUCAGAUAAAACUCCAACUAUGGGACACAGCUGGCCAAGAACGUUUUCGCUCAAUUACAAAAUCAUAUUACCGAAACUCUGUUGGAGUCUUAUUGGUAUAUGACAUAACGAAUUAUGCUAGCUUUGAACAUAUUCCGCUUUGGAUGAUGGAAGCCCAACGUCACAUUGAACCACAUCGUCCAGUGUUCGCAUUAGUUGGUUGUAAAUUAGACUUAGUGAAUGCCGGUGGUCGUCGAGAAGUAAGCACAGAGGAAGCACAACUAUUUGCCAAUCAACACGGUUUGCAUUUUGUUGAGACCUCAGCUAGGAAUGGGGUUAACGUUGAAGAAGCUUUUCGUAUGGUUACACAGGAGGUUUACGCCCGAAUACGUUCGGGAGAAUACAAAGUAGAAGAUGGUUGGGAUGGCAUAAAAACUGGAUUUGCACGACCUAAUAGUUUAGAUUUUAAUUUGGUCAUGGCUGAGCCAGAAAAAUCGUCUUGUUGCUGAUGUGUUUGUAAAUGAUGCUUCAUUCAAAGUCACUGGAUGGCAAAAUUAAUGGGUUUUCGUAAUUUGAAAAAGUAAAUGCGAACUUUAUCGUAUUUGGUUGAUUUAUGUAGUAUGAUGUGCAUAUAUUUCAUUUUCACAAGAUGAAACAGUAUAAGUAUACAUAUUUACAUACAAAGCAGUACGCAUUUCUUUACCGAGUUGGAGUACAGUCAAAAAAGGGACAGGUUACAGUUUUUAUUUUAAGAUUUAUAUGUUGUAAGAAACUUGUAUUUUAUAAAAAAAACUGCGAACGAAGCUAUUAUUACCAAAUAAUUAAACAAAAAACUGAAAGAUGAAAAAUAAAUAUUUUUAACUUAAUUGAAAUCAACAACAAUUGGAUGAUAUACAUAUUUAUAUAUAUAUAAUAAACAAUUGUGGGUACAUAAUUUUGA